AUGAGGGUACUCUUCACAAGUGAAAAACUUGCGGGAGUAAAUGAAUACCAUGUACGGAACUGUGUACACGUGUACGCAAUACCAUAUACGGAACAGUGUACACGUGUACGCAAUACCAUAUACGGAACUGUGUACACGUGUACGCAAUACCAUAUACGGAACAGUGUACACGUGUACGCAAUACCAUAUACGGAACUGUGUACACGUGUACGCAAUACCAUAUACGGAACAGUGCACACGUGUACGCAAUACCAUAUACGGAACAGUGUACACGUGUACGCAAUACCAUAUACGGAACAGUGUACACGUGUACGCAAUACCAUAUACGGAACAGUGUACACGUGUACGCAAUACCAUAUACGGAACAGUGUACACGUGUACGCAAUACCAUAUACGGAACAGUGUACACGUGUACGCAAUACCAUAUACGGAACAGUGUACACGUGUACGCAAUACCAUAUACGGAACAGUGUACACGUGUACGCAAUACCAUAUACGGAACUGUGUACACGUGUACGCAAUACCAUAUACGGAACAGUGUACACGUGUACGCAAUACCAUAUACGGAACUGUGUACACGUGUACGCAAUACCAUAUACGGAACAGUGUACACGUGUACGCAAUACCAUAUACGGAACUGUGUACACGUGUACGCAAUACCAUAUACGGAACAGUGUACACGUGUACGCAAUACCAUAUACGGAACAGUGUACACGUGUACGCAAUACCAUAUACGGAACAGUGUACACGUGUACGCAAUACCAUAUACGGAACUGUGUACACGUGUACGCAAUACCAUAUACGGAACAGUGUACACGUGUACGCAAUACCAUAUACGGAACAGUGUACACGUGUACGCAAUACCAUAUACGGAACUGUGUACACGUGUACGCAAUACCAUAUACGGAACAGUGUACACGUGUACGCAAUACCAUAUACGGAACUGUGUACACGUGUACGCAAUACCAUAUACGGAACAGUGUACACGUGUACGCAAUACCAUAUACGGAACUGUGUACACGUGUACGCAAUACCAUAUACGGAACUGUGUACACGUGUACGCAAUACCAUAUACGGAACUGUGUACACGUGUACGCAAUACCAUAUACGGAACUGUGUACACGUGUACGCAAUACCAUAUACGGAACUGUGUACACGUGUACGCAAUACCAUAUACGGAACAGUGUACACGUGUACGCAAUACCAUAUACGGAACAGUGUACACGUGUACGCAAUACCAUAUACGGAACUGUGUACACGUGUACGCAAUACCAUAUACGGAACAGUGUACACGUGUACGCAAUACCAUAUACGGAACAGUGUACACGUGUACGCAAUACCAUAUACGGAACAGUGUACACGUGUACGCAAUACCAUAUACGGAACAGUGUACACGUGUACGCAAUACCAUAUACGGAACUGUGUACACGUGUACGCAAUACCAUAUACGGAACUGUGUACACGUGUACGCAAUACCAUAUACGGAACUGUGUACACGUGUACGCAAUACCAUAUACGGAACAGUGUACACGUGUACGCAAUACCAUAUACGGAACUGUGUACACGUGUACGCAAUACCAUAUACGGAACAGUGUACACGUGUACGCAAUACCAUAUACGGAACAGUGUACACGUGUACGCAAUACCAUAUACGGAACUGUGUACACGUGUACGCAAUACCAUAUACGGAACAGUGUACACGUGUACGCAAUACCAUAUACGGAACAGUGUACACGUGUACGCAAUACCAUAUACGGAACAGUGUACACGUGUACGCAAUACCAUAUACGGAACAGUGUACACGUGUACGCAAUACCAUAUACGGAACUGUGUACACGUGUACGCAAUACCAUAUACGGAACUGUGUACACGUGUACGCAAUACCAUAUACGGAACUGUGUACACGUGUACGCAAUACCAUAUACGGAACUGUGUACACGUGUACGCAAUACCAUAUACGGAACUGUGUACACGUGUACGCAAUACCAUAUACGGAACUGUGUACACGUGUACGCAAUACCAUAUACGGAACUGUGUACACGUGUACGCAAUACCAUAUACGGAACUGUGUACACGUGUACGCAGAGAAAACAAACAUAA
Messenger RNA from Procambarus clarkii (red swamp crayfish), 2100 nucleotides. The record is from RefSeq and is a predicted model, not a curated record. NCBI's taxonomy places the organism in Eukaryota, Metazoa, Arthropoda, Malacostraca, Decapoda, Cambaridae.